GCACUAAUUUCGGUAGUACUCCUCUGAUGUUAACAUGUUACAAAGGCCACCUGGAUGUUGCUUCCUAUCUUGUCAAACACGGCGCAAACGUAAAUCUACAAGACAUCCAUGGACGCUCGUGUCUUCAUAAUGCUUUGAAAGGGGGUCACGUUCAGGUGGUUGGUGACUUGCUUGCUUUAGGAGCAAAACAAACACAAAAUCUAAACCGUUUAACACCACUUCUUGAAGCCAGUAAUGAUUGUAAAAUUGAAAUGGUGGAGUGGUUCAUCAACCGACCACAAUGUUCAAAGGAAGAAAGAAUUGAUGCUCUUGAGCUUCUUGGAGCCACCAUUGCUAAUGAUCCUCAUGCCUACGACAUCAAAAGAGCGUUUCGUUUCAUGAAGCGAGGAAUGGAGGAGAGGUAUGAGGAUCCGUCAUGUCCUUUGCUUAAAAAGAAAAUGGAACCAGUGGAGGCUUAUCAAAAUAGAACAGAGAGUCAAACUCUUGAGGAACUUUCUCUUUUAGAAGGUGAUGAUCAUGCUAUCCAGAUGGAGGGACUUAUGGUGAGAGAGAGAAUCCUUGGAACUGAUAAUACAAUACUACGGGACCUGAUAGCUAAGCGAGGAGCUGUCCUAGCUGAUUUUAAGAGGUACGAACUCAGCGUCGGUUUGUGGACACGAGCAGUGCAGUUAGCUAUGAAUUACAAUGUUCCAAAAACACUGGAGCUUAAAUUCCUCACAAAUAAGGAAACUGACCGAAAACUUGAAGCCUGGAGAAUUGGAAGAAGAGCACAAAAGUGA
Pocillopora damicornis (cauliflower coral) is the source of this 779-nucleotide messenger RNA. Its product is annotated as protein fem-1 homolog B-like. Lineage: Eukaryota; Metazoa; Cnidaria; Anthozoa; Scleractinia; Pocilloporidae. The record is from RefSeq and is a predicted model, not a curated record.